This is a messenger RNA of Lotus japonicus, 1396 nucleotides long. RefSeq names its product jasmonate-induced oxygenase 2-like. The coding region runs from base 111 to 1214 and encodes 367 amino acids. The record is from RefSeq and is a predicted model, not a curated record. The transcript is spliced from 3 exons. NCBI's taxonomy places the organism in Eukaryota, Viridiplantae, Streptophyta, Magnoliopsida, Fabales, Fabaceae.
ACUUCAACAAGCUACAUAAGGCUAGUUCUUGAUCCCUCUCCAAUCACUCUGUCUUUGUGUCUCUCAAGUUCUCUGUCUAACUCAAGCAAAACACAAAAAAGAAAAAAAAAAUGUUGACUUGCCAAGCAUGGCCAGAACCUAUUGUUCGAGUCCAAACCUUAGCUGAAAGUGGCCUAAGCUCCAUACCUGCACGCUACAUCAAGCCAUGCUCCCAGAGACCCAUCAAAACCACCACCACCUUGGCUCCCCACCAAAGUGAUGAUCAUGAUCACGUUAACAUCCCUGUGAUCGACCUUCAGCACCUCUCAGGCGAGGACCGAGUCCUCCGCGAGGAGGCUCUGCGGCGUGUCUCAGAGGCGUGCCGAGAGUGGGGUUUCUUCCAGGUGGUGAACCAUGGGGUGAGCCAUGAGCUGAUGAAGAGUGCUAGAGAGCUGUGGCGUGAGUUCUUCAACCAGCCACUUGAGAUGAAGGAGGAGUAUGCCAACUCUCCUACCACUUAUGAGGGUUAUGGAAGUCGUUUGGGAGUGAAGAAAGGUGCCAUUUUGGAUUGGAGUGACUACUUCUUUCUCCAUUACAUGCCUCCUUCACUUAGGAACCAAUCUAAGUGGCCUGCACUUCCAUCAUCCUUGAGGAAAGUGAUCUCUGAAUAUAGUGAAGGGGUGGUUAAGCUUGGAGGAAGAAUGCUCAAUUUGAUGUCAAUGGAUCUUGGCCUGAAUGAGGAUUACCUUCUUAAUGCAUUUGGUGGAGAAAAUGAGAUUGGUGCUUGCCUAAGGGUGAAUUUCUACCCAAAAUGCCCUCAACCUGACCUCACUCUUGGACUCUCACCUCACUCUGACCCUGGUGGUUUGACCAUUCUUCUCCCUGAUGAUUUUGUUUCUGGCCUUCAAGUUCGCAAAGGAAAUUAUUGGAUCACUGUUAAGCCUGUCCCUAAUGCUUUCAUCAUCAACAUUGGUGACCAAAUUCAGGUGCUGAGCAACACAAUAUACAAGAGUGUGGAACACAGGGUGAUUGUGAACUCAAACAAAGAUCGAGUUUCAUUGGCCAUGUUUUACAACCCAAAGAGUGAUUUGCUUAUUGAACCUGCUAAGGAGCUUGUGACAGAGGAGAAGCCAGCACUGUACCCACCAAUGACUUAUGAUGAAUACAGACUCUACAUUAGGAGACAAGGACCCUGUGGAAAGGCACAAGUUGAAUCCUUGGCUUCUCAAACGUGAUUCCAAGAAUUAUGUCCAUUUAUAGUUAAUGGAACAUUUAAUGCAUCUAAAUAAUUGGAAUCUUUCUCUACAAUAUGUAUGGUUUAAAAUUGUCUUGUUUCCGGGUGCAGUGUAAUAGUUUACACGGAAAAAACCAGAAAAGGAAAUAUCUUCAAUAAUCACAUUUCAGAUUUUUCCUUUCA